Drosophila sechellia is the source of this 939-nucleotide messenger RNA. RefSeq lists its product as uncharacterized. The transcript has a single exon. Bases 225 to 842 code for a protein of 205 amino acids. Lineage: Eukaryota; Metazoa; Arthropoda; Insecta; Diptera; Drosophilidae. The record is from RefSeq and is a predicted model, not a curated record.
UGGGUGCGUGUGGCUUCGAGACUAACACAUUUUUAAUUUAUUUUCAUCCGACUCCCUAGCACAGUGGUGUGGAUUUAGCCACAGCCUCAAGCACCGGGUUAAGAGCCUUCCUGAACCUUUGAGUGCUGGUCAGGCGCAGGCACAAUCGCAGUCACAGGAUAAGGCUAGGCUCAGUAGCAGGCCAAAACUGAAUCCUUGAGAGCUGUCCUCACAGAAAGUAAACAAUGCACACUUUUGCGUCCUUUGACUUUGUCUCAAUGUCUUCACAUGCCAUUGAUUGCAGAGAAUUAAGUUCAGUCCUUCAAUUCCAGCAAUUUGUUAAUAAAUUCACAAAUGAAAAAAAGCCGAAGUUAGGCAUGCGGUGGAUUUUAAGUUUCUUAUAUUACUAUCCCUAUUUUUCCCAGAAUAUUUCAAGUAAGAAAUCUAAACGAGUCGAUCCAGCUAAAAUUUCAAAAAUGGAUACGAUUAUUGAAAAACUCAUGCGCUUUAUAUCCGUGACGUUUGGUUUUCUGCUUAAUAAGCUGUUAUUUUACGUAUUGAUCUCUGGUCUGUUUAUCAUAAUUUUUAUUCGACUUUUUAUGAUGGAGCGCCUGCAACGAUUGAAGGCAAUAAUCUUAAGAAGCUUACACGAAUAUGACCACGAAUCUGAGGCAGAAGAUGAAGGAUACAUAGAUGAUGAGUUUCUAUUCAGGGACCUCAAUCCGGAGCAGAGUGUCGAGUUGCAUCGCCGGCAGCGAUUGGAGGCGGCAGCUAAAGUAUUGCGAAAUGUGGCGGACAAGGAGGGAUCUCACAAGUGCCCCGAACAGAGACGAAAGAAAACUGAACCAACAAAAUCAAGAUAAAUUAUGGAUAGUUACAGAAAUAUACCAAUGAUAAUUUCCAUUCACCAGGAAUUGUUAAAAAUAACACAAUUAGGGAAUGCAGCUUGAUGUUACUGAC